Molecule: messenger RNA, 548 nt
Organism: Callorhinchus milii (elephant shark)
Lineage: Eukaryota; Metazoa; Chordata; Chondrichthyes; Chimaeriformes; Callorhinchidae
Product: sialic acid-binding Ig-like lectin 15
Exons: 2
Coding region: 51-548 (165 amino acids)
Biological process (GO): regulation of actin cytoskeleton organization; regulation of bone resorption; regulation of osteoclast development
Cellular component (GO): plasma membrane
Source: RefSeq, a predicted model, not a curated record
UGUGACCUAACCAAGCUCUUGUACAAGCUCAGUGUUACCUGUUUGCUUUUAUGUUGUGUUCUGGUUCACAUUACACCAUGUGUGUCCUCACAGGGCUCAGUGGGAAUGGCUGGACGAUGGAGACCCCCGAUACAGUGACCGGCAGGUUAGGGUCACCGGUCACCGUGUACUGCAAGUUCACUCCCCCUCACCCCAGAUACACAGGGAACAUCACCAUCAUAUGGAUGGGAGACUGGACUGGUCCUGUGUAUAUUAAAUAUACAAAUUAUAGGCCGGAUUCACAGGGAAAGUAUCAAAAUGUCAUUGAUGUAAACGAGGGAGAGAGACACCGAGUGAUUGGGGACCCGAGGAGGAACGACGCUGCAAUAGAGAUAAACCAACUGAGGGGAGAGGACAAUAAUACGCUGUUGUCCUGUCGUGUGGAGCUCCAGGGUGAGGACGGAAAGUUUGAAACUGGCCCCAAAACACGUCUGAUUGUUACAGGUCAUGAAGAGAAGCUCCGGUCCUGGCCUCAGCCACCCUUCCUGGCCACCUGUUCCAAUCACUGA